ACGCACUCUAUCUUCAUUGGUCUCCUCUUGGUCAAUCUUGGAGGCGUCAUCGGUUGACUGAUACUACGUGCUUGGGAAACAAGCUAGCGAAAAGCAAACAAAGGCGGCAUUGCCCAUUGCGGAGAAGACGAAAGGCUGAUUUGCAUUUGCCUCUGAUAUAGGAGUAUUUGGGAACGCCUCGUCAGCGUCUACUCCUAUAUAUAAACGCAGUUGCUGCCUUGAUGUCCGUUGCUCACAGUUCGGUGCACUGUGCUUCUCGGUCUCUCGUACCAAGCUCCAAGUCCAAGCUAGCUAGCUGUCAGCUCUCACGGUCUCACCAGCACCCGCGAUGUCAUCCUCCUCGCCGCCACACGUCGUCGAGGACAUGCCCCAUGUCCUCCAGCUUCUCAGCGAUGGCACGGUGGUCCGGUUCGCCGACUACGACACGCUCCCUCCUCCGUCCGUGCCUCCCGCGCUGCCCGUCCAGUGGAAGGACGUCGUGUACGACGCCACCCACGACCUCAAGCUCCGCGUGUACAGACCGCCGCCGGACUCCUGCGGUAAUAACAAGCUGCCCGUGCUCGUCUACUUCCACGGCGGCGGCUACGUCCUCGGCACCUUCGCGCUGCCCAAUUUCCACGCCUGCUGCCUCCGCCUUGCCGCCGAGCUCCCGGCCGUCGUCCUCUCCGCCGACUACCGCCUCGCACCGGAGCACCGCCUCCCCGCGGCCCUCGACGACGCGGCGUCCGUCAUGGACUGGGUGCGCGCUCAGGCCGUCGACGCGGCGGGAGGGGACCCCUGGCUCGCCGAGUCGGCUGACCUCCGCCGGGUGUUCGUCACCGGUGACUCGGCGGGCGGGAACAUCGUCCACCACGUCGCCGUCCGCCUCGCCUCGGCAUCGGGCGAGCUCUCCCCCGGGCUCGACCCGGUGCGCGUCGCCGGGCACGUCAUGCUCUGCCCGUUCUUCGGCGGGGCGGAGAGGACGGCGUCCGAGGCGGAGUUCCCGCCCGGCCCGUUCCUGACGCUGCCGUGGUACGACCAAGCAUGGCGGCUGGCGCUGCCCCCGGGCGCCACGAGGGACCAUCCGUUCGCGAACCCGUUCGGUCCGGAGAGCCCCGCGCUGGGCGGCGUCGCGCUCCCGCCCACGCUCGUCGUGGCCGCGGAGCGGGACCUGCUGCGCGACCGCCAGGCGGACUACGUCGCGCGGCUCAAGGCGACGGAACAGCCCGUGGAGCACGUCGAGUUCGAGGGGCAGCACCACGGGUUCUUCGCCGUGGAGCCCGCCGGCGACGCCGGCAGCGAGGUGGUCCGGCUCGUCAGGCGGUUUGUGUAUGGCAACUCCUACUGACUGAACUGAUUGAGUUUGGGACUCUGGGUGCUCGGGCUUGAGCCUUGAGUCUGUCCCAUCAUGACCUUUGUUGUUAGCACGAGCACGAAGCACUCGUGUCAUGGUUAUAGUGAACGUUUUGUGUUCACUGGAUAAAAUGCUCAUCAAUAAUAGAUUUUUUUUUGAGAAAUUGCUCAUCAA
Messenger RNA from Sorghum bicolor (sorghum), 1507 nucleotides. RefSeq names its product probable carboxylesterase 15. Lineage: Eukaryota; Viridiplantae; Streptophyta; Magnoliopsida; Poales; Poaceae. The record is from RefSeq and is a predicted model, not a curated record. Bases 329 to 1327 code for a protein of 332 amino acids. The transcript has a single exon. Gene Ontology annotation, molecular function: hydrolase activity.